CUUCCUGUCCUGUGGUUUGUUGCAGACAGUUGUACAAACAUCAAGUCGGUUGGUCCGCCUGUGACUCACAACACACGACAAUUUCAGCAAGGAGCCUGGAUGAAAGACCCACUAGGCUUCAUGGGAGAUAAGAUAUUUGUUAUGGAGCAUUAUUCUGGAAAAAAAGUUCUUGAAGAAUAUGAAAACAUUUUCAAGUUUAAGGCAGGCAUAGUUCAAAAGAAGCAUACGUUGCCUUAUAAUUAUGACGGAACAGGAGCAGUGGUGUAUGGGCCAUACCUUUACUACAACAGGUGAGGUUUACAUAUGAAUGAUUCUCCCACGUCAUGAUCACGCAGCGGGUUUGGUUUCGCCACGCAAUGCGUCUCCCCAAGAGAAAGGAGCGUUCGAUACGAAGCAAAAGGAGCUGAUGAGUGGGAGAUCAACAAAAGAUCUGUUACUGCAAAUUUCCCUCUGCACCAGAAAAAUGUUCUUUUCCUGGUUGCCACAAUUUUGAGAUCAAGUAAAAAAUAAAAAGCCUCUCUCAGGUCAUCUGACCCAAUUAAACUGAGAAAGAAAACUGACCAUCGGAUCUUCCCUAUAUUGGCACUUGUUUGCCUUCAGAAUGAUAAGUUAGCCACAAAAUCAAGCAGUUUUUAAUGUGAGGGAGAAGAUUUGUUUAUUUUAGACGCCCUUUUAGUCUAUGAAGAUGUAAGAUCGGCUUUAACAGUUCAAGAAAACAAUCUCGUGAUAUUUGAAUGCCUGUUCCUUUGCUUUGUAAAUCAACAGAGAAAAUUCACCCUACAUCAUCAAGUACAAUAUACUGAAAAGUACGCAAGAGGCCCAGAUAAACUUAGGUUCAGCUGGCUUUCAACAGAGGAAGAAUCAUUACCAAUGGGGUGGUAACACUGGAAUGGACUUGGCUGUCGAUGAACAAGGAUUGUGGGCUUUGUGGGCCGAUACUGACAAUUCCUACCGACUUUACGCUUCUAAAAUUGAUGUCCACAGCAAUCUCAUUAUCGACACGCGCGCCUUGACUACAGGUAAGAGCAUGUGCCUGAUUCAUUUACAGUGCAACCUGUCCAACUUUUCAACGGAAACAAAAUCUGGUGCCGAAGAAUGUUCACAUAUUCUUAUUAUUUGUUACUUCUAUUUAAGGAACACUUCUAUUCACGGGAAAGGGACACUUCUUCGGGGUCCCGAAGGGGACACCUUAGGGACGGACCAUUAGAAAAGUUAUGGGGGGGGGUGGGGAAUUUUAGAGCCGCAGGAAUUUUUUUGUUAUCAAAUUCCUUGUAUGAAUUUUUUUAGGCCAUAGCAUGGAUAUUUUUUAGGAUUAAUUGGCGUGCAUGAAUUUUUUUAAUGUAAUUUUCCCUUGCGCGAAUAUUUUUUUUGUACUUCGCCCCCCCCCCCCCCAAAGUGUACAAUUUCUGUUAUGAUUUUAAUCAAUGCACUGCAGUGUUGGAAUUAAACACACCACAACGCAGAGAUAAGUUAAUCAUAAUUUUUUUAUAUUAAUAUUAUCUAGCUGCAUGAAGUAAUGACUGCAGAAGAUUCGGAGGCAGAAUAAAAGGAUUUAUUUGUUGGCUAAUUAUUAACAACCCCGAGUCCAACCUCCCUUUCGUCCUUCGGGGAACACUUGUCUUGGUCUCGAGAGUGUCCCCUGAAUAGAAGUUCCACUGUAUGCAACUAAGAGAUCCGGCAGCACACGGGCUUCCUACUUCCCUAGCUCCUAUUUACUAAUUUUCGUGGAAUUUAAAAACAGAGAAUAGUGAAAAACAGCUCUCACCAAAAUUUAAAGGCGCUGUGUCAUUGCUCUCAAGUUCAUUUUAUUAAUAACGCCGAUUACACGUCCUUUUUUGCUACGAAAAUUGCGAAAUUACCUGUAGAUUACAAAAUCACUGCUUCGUUGUCUAAUAAACAUGUCUCCCAAGUAUUAUUUCAGAACGUUACCGAAAAACAAAACAAACUGUGAAAAAUUUUAGGCUAACAAGUUUUUGUCUAUUCUUGCCUCCUUUUGUGCUUACCGUGUUAUUUAUAUCUUCUUUUCAGCUUGUUAACAGUCAUUUUUAUGUUUCAAUCAAUUUGAUGGCAGUUUCCACUGUUUGAAUUUUGAAAAAUUUCGUGACGCAGCUCCUGUUUAAAAACACAAAAAUCAAUUCUUUACUGCUUUUUGGACAGAGAACAGCAUUUCCUUUCUUCCUUCUCAGUUCUAUUUCUAGUUUUCAAUUUCUGUUUUACUUUGUUAAAUAUAGAAAGAAUGAGCCACAUGGGGAAUGCUUUUGUCGCCUGCGGCGUGGUCUACUGUAUAGACGCCUAUAAUUCCCGGUCCACAACCAUCAACUUUGCUUACGACUUCAAAACUGGGCGUACAUGGAACCCCAACAUUCAGUUCACCAAUCAGUACGGCUAUAACUCCAUGGUGGACUACAACCCCAGUGAAAGAGUGCUGUACGCCUGGGACAACAAGCGUUUGGUCACUUAUCCGAUCACGUUUGAACCACAAAAGUAA
Molecule: messenger RNA, 2488 nt
Organism: Porites lobata
Lineage: Eukaryota; Metazoa; Cnidaria; Anthozoa; Scleractinia; Poritidae
Source: the annotation of a GenBank genome assembly